Molecule: messenger RNA, 1495 nt
Organism: Humulus lupulus (European hop)
Lineage: Eukaryota; Viridiplantae; Streptophyta; Magnoliopsida; Rosales; Cannabaceae
Product: LIM domain-containing protein WLIM1-like
Exons: 7
Coding region: 713-1300 (195 amino acids)
Biological process (GO): actin filament bundle assembly
Cellular component (GO): plasma membrane; actin cytoskeleton
Molecular function (GO): actin filament binding
Source: RefSeq, a predicted model, not a curated record
UCAAGUCUCGGUGGAACCUAUUCCUUUUUUCAUUUUAUUUUUGGCUCAAAGUUGUGAGUUGGGCCACUCUCGCUAUUGUGCUGCACUUCCCUCUUUUCCCGAGUCCUAUGGCCAUUUCCACUUCAAACACAAAUACUCAAAACUCGAACCUUUUUUCUUGUUUGCUACAAGUAUAUUUUGAUUUUGAUUGUCCAAGCUCUUGUUUUUCUCUUUUAUUUUCGCGGGAAAAUGGAUCAAGAAAGGGCCCGGAAGAUUGAGGUAACGGUGGUGGACAUACUGAGGAAUAUGAGUUUGGCAGAGAUGACUGAGUAGAAAGUCCGAGUCGCGGCCUCGGAGCGACUCGGAAUCGAUUUAUCUGAGGCGGAGCAUAAGAAGUUGGUGAGGAGUACGGUCGAGACUUAUCUGGUCUCGGCGGCGGAGCAGGAAGAACAGGAGAAGGAGAAGAGCAACCACAAGGAGGUGAAUGAGAAGGGUGAUCACUUUAUUUGCAAGCUUUCAGAGAAAAGCAGUGUAGUGGCUCAUGAUUUCAAAGGGGAAAUGUUGGUGACAUUUAGGGAAUUGUUUAACAAAGAUGGAAAGCAGCUUCCUUCUAACAAAGGCAAAAGAAGAGAGAUGGAAGAAGGCAGCACGUACGUGGAAGAAGAUCAGUGGAAAAUAAGGUCUGGUUGUGGUUGUGGUUGUGGUUGGGGCUCAAAGGGUUGGAUAGGAAGCCAUGGCCACAUUUGCAGGAACCACCCAGAAAUGUACUGCAUGCAACAAGACGGUGUACCUGGUUGAUAAGUUGACAGCUGAUACCAGGAUCUACCACAAGGCCUGCUUCCGAUGCCAUCACUGCAGGAGUACCCUUAAGCUUAGCAGCUAUUGUUCGUUUGAAGGGGUCCUCUACUGCAGGCCUCACUAUGAUCAACUCUUCAAGCGAACUGGUAGCCUGGACAAGAGUUUUGAAGGGACUCCUAAGAUCUUGAAACCAGAAAAACCAACUAGCGAGAAUGCAAAGACAGUCUCGAAUAUGUUUGCGGGCACCAAAGAUAAGUGCGUGGGAUGUAACAAAACCGCUUAUCCGAUUGAGAAGGUGACGGUUAAUGGAACUCCUUACCACAAGAGUUGCUUCAAAUGCACUUAUGGGGGUUGCACCAUAAGCCCAUCCAACUAUAUUGCACAUGAGGGAAAGCUCUACUGCAAGCAUCACCACAUUCAACUCUUCAAGGAGAAAGGAAAUUACAGCCAGCUUGAGGGCGAUAGUGAAGAGAAUUCCUUGAGCGAGAGAGUCGCUGCUGUGGAAGUCACUGCUGAAUCAUAGUAGACUUACAGACAAGGACCAACUCUCAGAUUCUUGCUCAUUGUGUAACCCUAUAUAUUUGGGCUUUGCUUUUUAUCGUUCAAAUGUUUUGAGUGGUACUCUGUUGUUGAGGUUUCAAGUGACUUCAUAUGCAUUUACAAGUCAAAGGUUUUUCUGUAUCAAGAACCAUCGUUAUAAGACCAUGUUUUUGUACCA